Molecule: messenger RNA, 1479 nt
Organism: Poecilia reticulata (guppy)
Lineage: Eukaryota; Metazoa; Chordata; Actinopteri; Cyprinodontiformes; Poeciliidae
Gene: shld3
Product: shieldin complex subunit 3
Biological process (GO): negative regulation of double-strand break repair via homologous recombination; positive regulation of double-strand break repair via nonhomologous end joining; positive regulation of isotype switching
Source: RefSeq, a predicted model, not a curated record
UUCUGCUGGAAUACGGAAAACUCGCGAGAUUUCUCGUGAAGCGACGUCAACUUCCAUGAUGGCGUCGGUUGUUCGUGUCUAGAAACCAAGUUGAUCUGCCUGGCUCUGUCUGAGCCGUCAUGAGGAAGAGGAGGAAGAGGACCGCUGUCCUGUCCGUCCUGUGAUCCGGUCCGUCUGGAUGGACCGUGUGGUUCUGCACUACCGGCCCGGCUCGGCGCUGCGCCUCUCCGCCCUGCUGCAGCAGACCCAGAGGCUGCUGGAGCCGAUGGCCCUCCGGCCGCCGCCGGCCUUCAGGCCCUGGUUCCCCCGUGGCUCCGCCCACCGCCGGCCCAUCAGACCGGCCAAACCGCCUCCCCGCAUCGGCCCAGCAGGGGGCGCCCUCACAGAGACCCCGCCUGGGCCUACGGACAGGACGCAGGACUCUCCCGGCCGUGUCCAACCCGCGGCGCCCGGAACCGGUCCAGGGACAGAAAGAGAGGUCCCGGUGGUCCGGAGGUCCUGGAGCGUCUCCAGGCAGAGCGGAGUCCAGCUGCAGAGCCGCAUGUCUCUGUCCAGGCGUCUCCAUCGCCUGGUGUCCCUCCACCGGCUCCACCUGCGCCAGCGUGCCAAGUGGGUCAUCACCCAGCAGAACUGCAGCGACCUGGAGGAGGCGUUUCGCCGCCUGAGCCGCUGCGUCCGCCGCGCCGGGCUGCCGACCUGCAACGCCCACAUCCAGCGGGAGCGGGCGGAGAUCUGGGUGUUCUGCGACGUCCUGCACUGCGAGCAGGUGGGGCGCCACCUGAAGGACGAGCUGCGGCUGGCGGGUCGGAUCCACCUGGCCGUCCACCGGCUGGGGAACAUCUUCAGCAUGUAGACGGGUCCGGCUGGACAGAACCACCAAACAGGAAGCAACCAGCGCCGAUAAUCUGGCUUAUUUAGCCCAGCAUGCUAGGAAACAUGGGGACUCACUUUGUUCAUUCAUUCAUUUAUGAAUGCCACAUCUUCAUAAUACAUAUUUAGGUAGCAAGAUAAACAAUGUGCAACAUGAAUGUUUAGCUAGUUAGCUAAACAUUCAGCUGGCUGACUGAAUAUUAGUUACCAGGCUCCAUGUUUUUAAAACGAAGUGACUCCCUGUGACCUUUACAGAUGAAUGAAUGAAUGAAUGAAUGAAUGAAUGAAUGAUGUGGUUAAUUUUUCAUUUUUUUCUCUCCAUGAUCGGAUCAAUAACCCAGAUUAUUGCUGUUGGUUCCUUUACAUGGUUGGGUUCAUGAGUUCUGCUGGAGUUUGAACCAGAACCAGAACCGGAGUGUGAACCGGACCAGGAGACGUCACUGACCGGGGGGAGAUUUUUAUGGACCCAUGAAUUUUACCUGGAUGAAUGGAUGUUUCUGCGGAUGAACAGUUUUAUCUCAGAAACAUGUCGGGCUCUUUGUUUCCUCCUGUAUAAAUAUUUAAAUGUUUUUAGAGAAUCUGUUUUACUGUUAAUGAGUUGAGUUGUGG